This is a messenger RNA of Sphenostylis stenocarpa, 261 nucleotides long. The record is from the annotation of a GenBank genome assembly. Lineage: Eukaryota; Viridiplantae; Streptophyta; Magnoliopsida; Fabales; Fabaceae.
AUGCAUGAAGAGGUGAAAUUUGUGCACAAGAAGCAAAUGAGAGAAUUGGGUAAUCCACCUAAAGACAAUAAAGUUAUUGAGACUCAUAACACUGCUUUUCCUACCAAUUGCAGUGUUCCACUUAAACGUCUGAUCAAUUCAAUGAUGUCGGAACAGUUUCUUGAUGUUGAAUGCUCUUAUGGUAAUAAAAGUAUUCAGGGGGGUGCGCUAAGACUUGAUGGUUAUAAUGACAUUUUUACUGAACUUAUUAGUAUAUUGAUG